UGCGAAUUAUUUCUAGGGUUUUGAGUGUGGAUUCACUCUCCGCUUGAGCUGUUCCGUAAUCGAUCUUACAGAGCCGAUCUCUCUCUUCAUCUACCCUCCAAAUGAGUCGGCACCCGGAGGUUCUAUGGGCGCAGCGGUCCGAUAAAGUAUACCUUACGGUGGCGUUACCGGAUGCGAAAGACAUUAACGUCAAGUGUGAGGCUGAAGGCUUGUUCUCCUUCUCCGCCACCGGACUCCAAGGCCACCCUUUUCACUUCACUCUCGACCUUUACGGCNUCCUUGCAUUGCAGGGUUGUAAGACUAAGGCCGGCUCAAGGAACAUCCUCUGCUCCAUCCAGAAACAACACAAAGGUUGGUGGAAACGACUUCUCAAAACCCAAGAAAAACCUGCCCCUUACAUUAAGGUCGAUUGGAACAAUUGGUGCGACGAGGACGACGAACAAGACUCUACUUCUGAUUUGGCCUCAGAUGAUGAUGAUGCUACGAUCGGUGAAGAUGAUGAAAGCAGUGAAGAUGAAGGAAUGCUCUAUCUGCCCGACCUCGAGAAGGCAAGAAAAAAGUAGGGUCAUGGCUUGUUAGCUAAUGGACGGAGGGAACCACCAUCUGCUCUUGUUAGGUAGAUAGAAUAGGUUAACGGUCAAAUUUAUGAACAUUGCAUAUGCUUGUAACUAUAUUCUCAAUAUUUUAAACUUCGGCAGUGCAGAUCUUUUGCCCUAUUUU
Messenger RNA from Fragaria vesca subsp. vesca, 720 nucleotides. RefSeq lists its product as uncharacterized. Gene Ontology annotation, biological process: chaperone-mediated protein complex assembly; protein folding. NCBI's taxonomy places the organism in Eukaryota, Viridiplantae, Streptophyta, Magnoliopsida, Rosales, Rosaceae. Gene Ontology annotation, molecular function: protein-folding chaperone binding; Hsp90 protein binding. Bases 102 to 563 code for a protein of 153 amino acids. The transcript is spliced from 6 exons. Gene Ontology annotation, cellular component: nucleus; cytosol. The record is from RefSeq and is a predicted model, not a curated record.